This is a messenger RNA of Molossus molossus (Pallas's mastiff bat), 1704 nucleotides long. RefSeq names its product solute carrier family 47 member 2 (gene SLC47A2). Gene Ontology annotation, cellular component: membrane. The record is from RefSeq and is a predicted model, not a curated record. Gene Ontology annotation, molecular function: antiporter activity; xenobiotic transmembrane transporter activity. The transcript has 17 exons. Gene Ontology annotation, biological process: xenobiotic detoxification by transmembrane export across the plasma membrane. NCBI's taxonomy places the organism in Eukaryota, Metazoa, Chordata, Mammalia, Chiroptera, Molossidae. Bases 4 to 1704 code for a protein of 566 amino acids.
GGAAUGGACCGCCUCCAGGACACAGUUUCCCUGGACCGAGGGGGCCGCUGCCCUGCCCUGCACAAGCUGGUCCCCGUCGGCUUUAGGGCUGAGGCGUGGAAGCUCUUUGUCCUGUCUGGACCCCUGUUCCUGUUCCAGGUGCUGUCCUUCAUGAUCUAUGUCGUGAGCUCGGUGUUCUGUGGGCACCUGGGCAAAGCGGAGCUGGCGUCAGUGACCCUCUCAGUGGCCUUUGUCAAUGUCUGCGGAGUUUCCGUAGGAUUCGGCUUUUCCUCAGCAUGUGACACCUUGAUGUCCCAGAGCUUCGGCAGCCCCAACAAGAAGCACGUGGGGGUGAUCCUGCAGAGGGGCGUGCUCAUGCUGCUGCUCUGCUGCUUCCCCUGCUGGGCGCUCUUCCUCAACACCCAGCAGAUCCUGCUGCUCUUCGGGCAGGACCCGCACGUGUCCAGGCUAACCCAAGAAUACGUGCUGAUUUUAAUGCCAGCACUUCCGGCGAUUUUUCUGUACAGCCUGCUGGCAAAAUAUUUGCAAAAUCAGGGAAUCAUCUGGCCCCAAGUCCUCAGUGGCACCGUGGGCAACUGCGUCAACGCCUUGGCCAACUACGUCCUGGUUUCUGUGCUGAGCCUAGGGGUUAGGGGCUCCGCCUACGCCAACACCGCGUCCCAGUUCGUGCAGACCGGCGUCCUCUUUCUCCACAUUGUGCUGAAACGGCUGCAUCAGGAGACCUGGGCAGGCUGGUCCGUCCAGUGCCUGCAGGACUGGGGCCCCUUCUUCUCCCUGGCCGUCCCCAGCAUGCUCAUGCUGUGCAUCGAGUGGUGGGCCUACGAGAUCGGGAGCUUCCUCAUGGGCCUGCUCAGCAUGGUGGACCUCUCUGCCCAGGCGGUCAUCUACGAGGUGGCUACAGUAAUCUACAUGAUUCCCAUGGGGCUCAGCAUCUCCGUCUGUGUCCGAGUAGGGACGGCCCUGGGAGCUGCAGAUACCGUGCAAGCGAAGCGAUCAGCCAUCUCAGGCGUGCUCUGCACAGUUGGCACCUCGCUGGUUAUCGGCACCCUGUUGAGCCUCCUGAAAAAUAAAUUGGGUUAUAUUUUUACCAAUGAUGAAGAGGUCAUCGCCCUGGUGGACAAGGUCUUGACCAUUUACACUGUCUUUCAGCUGUUCGAGGCCCUCUGUUGUGUCUACGGUGGAGUCCUGAGAGGGACGGGCAGGCAAGCCUUCGGAGCCACAGUCAAUGCGAUCAUGUACUACGUCAUUGGCCUCCCACUGGGCAUUGUUCUGGCCUUUGUGGUCAGGAUGAGAAUCGUGGGCCUCUGGCUGGGCAUGCUGGCCUGUGCCCUGCUGGCAGCGGUGGCCUUUGCAGCCUACACUGCCCGGAUGAACUGGGAGCUGGCUGCAGAGGAGGCUGAGAAGUGUGCGGGGCUGGCACCGCAGAGCACCGAGUGCCCCGUGGGCACAGCCCCCAGACCUGGGCCUGAGAAAGCUGUUGCCUCUUCAGUGGCUACGGGCAGCUCCCCUGGUGUCACCCUGACAACGUACUCAAGGCCCGAGUGCCAUUUGGACCUCUUCAGGACUCCAGAGGCAACCCUUUCUGCUCCUUCCAGCAGACUCUCGGGGAGACAGCUGGCCAUCCGCCGAGGCGCUGCUCUGGGGGUGGCGUCCGCCACACUGACAGCGGGGCUCGUCAUCCGUGUCCUGACCUCCAGGCACUAG